This is a messenger RNA of Hyposmocoma kahamanoa, 4464 nucleotides long. RefSeq lists its product as uncharacterized. The transcript has 12 exons. Lineage: Eukaryota; Metazoa; Arthropoda; Insecta; Lepidoptera; Cosmopterigidae. Gene Ontology annotation, molecular function: monocarboxylic acid transmembrane transporter activity. The record is from RefSeq and is a predicted model, not a curated record. Gene Ontology annotation, biological process: transmembrane transport; monocarboxylic acid transport. The coding region runs from base 65 to 4096 and encodes 1343 amino acids.
AAGAAGCACCGUAAUAGCAACUAAUAGAAAUAAUAGCAGUUUUAAAAUAACUUAUUUACAGAAAAUGGCAAAGCCAAAAGAAAUAAAGUCUAGAUUGAAGAAAGAAGGCGAAUUCAUCCCUCCCGACGGCGGCUGGGGUUGGAUGAUCGUGUUAGCUGCUGGUUUGUCAAAUUUAUCGGCGCUUCCAAUGCUCCAACAAUUUGGUCUGCUGUUUCGGGAUAGACUGGCACAAGUGGGUGUCACCGGAUCGGCUCUCACAACAAUAAUCAACAUGAACUCCGCCCUGACGUCUUGCGUCGGACUAGCGAAUGGUCCAGUAUUUAAAACAUUCAGUUACCGCGCUGUAUCUUUGACGGGUGCCAUUGUUGUGUUCAUCUCAUUACUACUCACGACUUUUUCCUACAAUUUCGCUUCUUAUUUGAUGUCAUUUUCAAUUCUUUAUGGUAUUGGAUAUGGUAUCAGCAGCUCUGCAAAUGCGCUCGCAUUAAAUACUUACUGGAAAAAGAGAAGAAGAUUAGCAACGGGAUUGUCAUGGACGACCACAGGUCUUGGACCGAUUUUAUGGCCCCAGAUAUUUAAGUUUUUCUUAUUCCCCACAUUCGGUCCUAGGGGAACAACUCUAUUUUUAAGUGGUUUUUCUCUACAUUCCAUUGCCUGUGCACUUCUCUUACAACCAGUAGAAUGGCAUUCAAAAAAGCCAAAGGAAAAAGAAGAAGAAAUAUUUUUGGAGCCUGAUUGUAAAGAAAGUCGACUAACUAAUGACAAAAAGAAAGAAAGUGGCUAUUUCAGCCAAAAAAUAAAAAAUCUUAGUGCCUUUUCCAGUCAAUAUCUUUACAAUGAAGAUGAUCCAGUAAAUACAGGUUAUGAAAUCACAGACCCUGGAAUCCCAAUGAUGGUUCGUGCCAACGAUGCAUAUUUCAGUCAGUCGAGACAAUCACUAAGAAGCAGGCUUCCGUCAAGAGAAGGAUCGAACAGAAAUUCUCGGUUAAACUCAAAGAAACCUUCUAUGACAAAUUUAACUGAAAAUCGAUCACGCAAAUCGUCAACUUUGUACUUAAAUGAAUCUAAGAAAAACUCAACAGCUAAUCUUGGAGCUUUAACGUUUGAACGAGAUUCUGGUAAAAAACCAACUGUGACGAACUUACCUGAAAAUAAAUCUCGAAAAUCGUCAACGAUAUAUUUAAGUGAAUCAAAAAAGAACUCCUCUGUUAACCUUGGAGCUUUAGCUCAAGAACGUGAAACAUAUAAACCGAAACGUAAAAUAUCUAUCACUGAUACACAAAUCCCAGAAUCUGAAAUAGAAGAUUGUCCGACACUUAAAGCACCACAAGAUUUAAAAGCAGAUGAAAAGGCAGUUUUAGAACAGAUAGACCCAGAAAGGGAAAAACUAAUUAUUGACAGAGCUGAAAAACACCUAGCUAGUAGUAAAAGCGUAAAAACACUUAAAUUGCCUGUAGAAUCUCCGUACGGAGAACUUUACAACAGAAAUAACCACAGCAACGUGUCGUAUAAAAAUUUCGACGACAACGAGGAAAGGAAGUAUCUUAAAGACAACCACAGCAAUCAAUCAUAUCGCACAACAAGACAAAGAAGGAAAUCUAACAAUUUUAACUAUGAAAGUGAAGUUUUAAAAGAGGCUUCGUUGAAGCUUGAGCAAUACUUGAAAGAAAAAGAUGAAGAGACCGACCAAAAACUUAAGUUAUUAAUCAGUACUGAUUUAGACGAUGACGUGUUUGAAUACAGCGAUGAUAAAAAGCAAGAUGAAAACCUAGAUGACGAAGAAAAAGAAGAAUUAACAUUUUGCCAAAAAGUUGCAUUGUUCUUUGAUUUAGAUUUGCUAAAAGAUUUCACAUUCAUUAACCUGAUGUUGGGCAUAACUUUGGCGAAUUUUAACGAACUCAAUUUUUCUAUUUUGACGCCUUUCAUACUGGGCAGAUUUAAUUUGAGUCCAUCAGAGAUUUCGGACUUUAUGUCAAUACUAGGUGGAGUCGACGUUGGCGUACGGUUCUGCAUACCGUUUAUAGCUGGAAAAAUCGGCUGGGACAACAACUCGUUCUUCCUUUUUGGAGUCAUCUCUAUGGCUAUGGGGAGAGUAGUAUUAACUUUCAGCCAGAGGUACUGGGUGGUGAUGAUAGUGGCGUGCUUGAUUGGCUUCGGCAAGGGCCUGCGUACAGUUUUCAUGGCACUGGUGAUACCGACACAUGUACCGCUUCAUAAACUCCCUGGCGCCUCUGGUUUACAACUUCUGAGUGCUGGGAUUGCUUAUAUUGCUCUUGGACCCGUUGUGGGUUGGAUCUACGAGAGUGCAAGAACAGAAGUAACCCUUCAUUGUUUGAACAUUUUCACUUGGCUCACAGCUUUAUCGUGGGGUCUGGAGAAGUACAUCAGGGCAAAAACACGAAACGAAUCUAAAGAAGAGCUGGUUGCUGCGUUUGGUAAUAGUGACAAUGAAACUUAUGUAAGUGCUGGAAGUGGUACAAUGACUAUUAACAAAGUACCACCUGAUGGAGGGUACGGAUGGGUUGUUACCUUCGCCUACGCUCUUAACAAUGUGGUAGUACUACCUCUGAUUGCUGGCUUUGGACUGGUCUUUCAAGAAGCCUUUGCCGACACAGGCUUAUCUGCAACCCAAGGCACCCUUGUCAUCACUCUGAACCAUGGCUUCGGAAUGUUACUUUCCUUCUUCGGAGGUCCAGUACUCCGAAGAUUCGGUUAUAGAAAAGUGGCCGUCGUUGGAGCUAUAUUCGUUGCUGGUGGCCUUAUAUUGACAUCAGUGGCAUCCAGUUUUUGGAUGUUCCUUUUUUCAUAUAGUAUUAUCAAUUCUAUAGGAAUAGCUGCAGUCAUGGCAGCAUUUACUUUAGCCAUUAAUUCAUUUUUCAAAGAGAAGAGAGGGAGGGCUAUCGGAGCAGGAAUGUCUAUCACAGGGCUAGGCGCCAUUGGUAUGCCUCUUGUAAUGAGCGCCCUUAUGAGUGCCUAUGGUUGGAGAUAUGCCGUCCUCAUCUUAGGCGCCAUCUGUCUUCAUUCUCUAGUAGCAGCAUGUUUACUUAGACCAGCAAAAUGGUACUUAAAAAAUCAACCAACUUUAGAAGAAAUGGAACCAUUGAACAAACAAACUAGUAUAGAAUUAAUAAAUGGCACUAUUACUACUCCAUUGAAAGAGAACGGUGUUUCUUUACCCCAAGUCGAAGAAUCUAUAGAAAACAGGGCACCUCCGCCAAAAAGUAUAUCAAUGAGAUCUCUUUCAUUCAAUACAAGUCUCGAACCGAGAAACGCGAUCUCACAUCCUGAUUUACGGAACAAAUAUGCCGAACCGCCAGUUUCCGAGUCUCGAUAUAGAUGGUGGGAAUCUCAAGAAAUUAACUUAGGCAGCUCUAUCAAUAUAUUUCUUGAAAAUGAAACGAGAAAACUAGAGGUCAAUGAUAAAGAAUUGACAUCUGGGGAGAAGAAGAAAAAAAGUUUCGGGAGAAAAAUUGUCGACUUCUUCGACUUAACACUUCUUACCGAUCCUGUUUUUGUAAAUAUUUUAUGUGGUUUAUCGCUGGCCGCAUGUGUUGAAACUAAUUUCUCACUUUUGUUGCCAAUCAUACUGAGAGAUAUGAUGCAAUUCCCUACAAGUGAAAUUGCUAUAGUAAUGGCGGUCAUUGGACUCACGGAUACAUUGUUCAGAUUCGUGUCCCCUUUUAUCGGAGAGUGGUGCAAAAAGUCUCCGAGAAUGAUGUACAUGACCAGUUUGCUACUCAUUGUCUUUAUUAGGACUAUAAUGCUGUUUACGUCAUCAUUUACUGGUAUGAUCAUCAUUGCCUUGGCGAUGGGAGUUACCAAGGGAGCCAGGACUGUAUACAUGAACAUUGUAAUACCUAGCUAUGUGCCAAUAGAGCGUCUUGCGUUUGCGUCUGGUAUACAAAUGUUCUUUAAUGGCAUCACUAUAAUCACUAUUGGAUCUCUUCUGGGACGCAUUCGAGAGGCAUCUGGGUCGUACCAACUGCCUAUAAUCGUCCUCAACGCUGUUACAAUGGUAACAGUCUUCCUUUGGACCGCAGAAUUUACAUACUUCAGGAUGAAGAAUAAAAACAAGAAAAUUACGACUGAAGCUUAAUGUUACUAAUGAUACAUGUAAUGUUUAUGAUCGUAGAGGAAGUUAAAGUGUCGAUCGCACCAAGUAAUUUUAACUCACUAGAAUAGCGUGUCUCGACUGGAGUACUGUCUUCCUUUUUAAGACCUAUCCGUAAAUAUCUGGCGAUACGUGAGGACGAACAUCAGUGUCAGUGAAAAGUAAUAUUGCUCCAUAUAUUUUAUACGAAGCUAUCCGACUGUCGGCGUCAGUAACGUUAAAUGACGUCAGUAUAGAGGCCUAUCCACACCUAUCAGUGCCGACACAUAAUGGUCAGUAUCGUGAAUACCAGUGAAAAAUUAAAUUGUUGCAUAAAUUUUGUAUGAAGUUUUCCAUAUUGAAGUGUCAGUAAC